Mesorhabditis spiculigera is the source of this 3816-nucleotide messenger RNA. NCBI's taxonomy places the organism in Eukaryota, Metazoa, Nematoda, Chromadorea, Rhabditida, Rhabditidae. The record is from the annotation of a GenBank genome assembly.
AUGAACACCGCCGAUAAUCCAGUGGCCCCGGAUACCGGCCAACUCCGGCGUACCGCAUCGAUUUCCAGCGGCAGAAGUGGGUGGCCGGGUUUAAUUCAAUUAAUUGACGUUCUCCUCUACCUGACCGCCUCGGCGCGUGACUUUGAGGCGUUGAUCAAGACGAUUGACGUCGAGAAGAGUUUCGAGGAAAAUCCCGACAAUACUGAGCGCCCGAACGUUGCGUGGGAGAUUCGGAAGACAAUGUCAUCGCCCUCAUAUGCACUCCAGGAGAGGCUCAAACCCAGCAAUGUGGUCUCGCCACUCGUCGACAGCCCCGUGAAGGCGGCCCGGGAUGUGGCGGAGACUCCGCUAGACGACGACAGCGGUUGGCAGGUGGUGCAACGGCGGAAGCGCAGCGUCUCCAGCGUCACCACGCAGAGUCUCAUCGAUGAUAGGGAACGGGAGAGGGCUGACGAGGCGCUAUCCACUAAUAUGCAGCCAAAACUGUCAGUCUACGAUCGUCUCUACUCGGCCGCCGUACGCGGCAAAGACCCUAUGAGCCCGCCAAUGCUGUACAACACCUCACGCGGCGGCUCGACAUCGGGACGGUUGAUGUGCCCAAGGAGUGCGAUGGAUUUGCCACAGACAAAGUCGUCAAUGGCCAAAAUCGCAUACAGCCGGCAGAAGCUGUGGCUGCAAAGGGCACAAACGACAUUGGCUGACAAAAUGAAGGAGAGGCAAAAGAUUUGCAGGAAGGAGGAGAUGGAGAGGAGAACUCAAUCCCGUUGUGGCCUCAAUUUCGUUGAUCUGAAAAAGUCUGGAAAUGACGGCAGAUCAAAGAAUAUUGUUGAUGGAAUCGAGGCGAGAAGUCUUGGAUCAAUCUGCGAGAAAAAUGAGGAUGGAGAUGCGAUCCCUGCCGAUCCGAGACCCAGUGAUGAAGGGACCGAUCGCAUCGAUAUCGAUGGAAUACGUCUGCCCCCAUUACAACCGAUGUCUCCAGCCUCUUGGCAUGGUCUUCCCCCAGAAGUGGAGCAUUCAGUGGAAUGGCGUGCGAUGACGGAAGAAGAGGAGAGUCUCGCACAAGAGGAACGAUCACUCACCAGGGAAUUUGAGAAUGAGGAGAAUAUGUCGGUUGACGACGAGCUCGAACGGCUCAGCCAGGCGAUGAACGACGAGCCGGGGCAGUCACGAUUUUUGGACGAACAGCCGGCUCCCUCGGAGGCCGAUUCGUGCAGUACGCGGGGAUUGUUGUCCAAGUGGGAAGAAGAGAUGAAGCAGUACGCGUCGGUGUCGUGGGCGCAGCUGGUGGCGGACGAGUAUCCGGAGGGGAACUAUCGGGAACCUGGCGAUGAGGUGGCCCGCCUUGAGAAGAUGAGCUCGCCGAAGCGGAAGAGCAGCCCAUCCGGUGUGCAAGAAAAAUCGCAGCUGAAGCACGAUCGAGCCGAGAGUCUACGACAGCAAUUGAUGGAGGACAAGGCCGCACGACUGAAUGAGAUCUCGAAACGGUUCGCGGCGGUGCAAGCGCGAAAGGUGGAGGUUCGAGAACGGAUGAUGGCUCUAUAUUUGUCUGGAUUGGAGAGACAUAGCGAGAAAAGGAAGGAGACAUUGGCCAUGAAAGUACGAAAGGCACGCGACGAUGAUCAGAGGGUGCAAGAAGUCCUCUUCUGCAAAGAAGUCGAAUCCGAGCUGUCGGCCAACGAAAAACUACAAAAAGAAAAAACGAGGGAGCGAGAAUUAGAGAAAAGAAGAGAGAAGAUGGCAGAAGAGCGGACGAAAAGACAUGAGGAGAAAAUGGCCAAAGAGCUGGCGGCUGAGGAGAGGCGGAAAUUGGCAGAGCAAGAGAGACAAUUACGACUACAGGAAUUGGCUGAGGCGAAACAGACGAGAAAUGCACAGAUAGAAGCACAUAGAGAAGAGCAGGAGAGGGAGAGGAGGGAAAAGCGUCGACAGCGCGAGGAGCGUAUCGAGGGGAUGAGGGCGUUGGAGACGGAGAAACGGGCCAAUGACCACAAGAAAAUGCAGCAAAAGCUCGACUCGUCGACCCGUCGCCACGAAUUGACCGUCGAAUCGGUGCGGGCCAAGGCGCACGAACUCGGCAAUCAGAAGGUUUUUGCCAGAUGGGAAGCCCUAUCAAAUGCGCGUGCAUGGCCGAGCCAACAAUCGUCUCGAGUAUGGGGAUGUACACGGUGUUCACAGAAGAUUGCUCUAUCAUCUGAACUCGAUAUCAUGGCACAUAUCAUUGGAAAAGGGCAUUUAGAGGCGUGGAAGGUCAAGGCACUCGAUGUCACACAUCACAAAUUGGCGAUGGAACUGUGUGAAUCAGUGGUAGAGACAGACUGUCUACCACCAUCCCUCACUUCAUCCUCCUCUUUCGGCAAUGAUGUCGACAAGAAGAAACUAACCCGGCUCAAGCAGAAAAUGCAGCAAAAGGCGCUGAAGACCGCUGAAACACUACGCCAAACUACCCCCUACACGGCCAUCAUGGCCACAAAAGUAAAAGACAAAUCGGUGCGGGACUUGGCGACGAAUCUCUCGGCCGAUCGACAGCUUCGCCACCUCGAGCACGCCCUCAUUGAUGUCAUCAAGAGAUUCGAGAACGAUGGCUCCUCGUCUGCCGAUUUUGCCGCCCAAAUCGUGGCCGCCGGCGCGUUGCGGCCCGCGGUCGAUCGAUUGAUGGGGAUGAGUGGGAAAGCGCCAGAUCAGAAACGGGUCCGCUCAAAACUCCUCUCGGUCCUCACGUCAAUCGGUGUUCAUCAACCGCCAGCAGCGUGUUCUCUCCUGCUGGGUUCUCCUCUAUGCCAAUGGCUGAUCGAUGAGUUGUCCUCUGCCCUGCUCGCUGAUCUUGAUCGUCUGCAUCUUCGCGAUGUUCUCUCGGCCAUCCAUCGACUUCUCUCAUCUCUCGAUCGUUUGCCGACUGAGGCUGGGAUGAAUAUGAAGGAACGGCUGGCAAGAGGAGAUCUUAUUCUCGGAUACAUCUGCUCGCUGGGCAUCCCCUCCCAAUUGUCCGUCUUCAUCCCGCGGCUGCUCUCCGAAAUGGAUCUCGAGACGAUUGAGUGUCUCUCCUCAUUUCUCUACACUCUCUCACUCGCCUCUGACGCCCAGAUCAUUGAUCCCCUGCUGGCGGCCUUCAUCGACCCUGUCCUGUUCCACGUCGUCGAUGUUCUACACGCCAAUUCGAGCGAGCAGCCGAUGGACGAGAAAUCACCGACCCGCCCGCAUCUGCCGGAGACGUGCGUGACGCUCUGCCGGAUGACGCUCGCAUUUUCGGCCAAGUUGAAGCAGGACGAUUUUAGGCGUUGCUUCGAUUCCUCAGACACCCGUGCCAUGCGUUUCUACCUGAUCGUCUCCGAAUGUAUCCACAUGGCCGACCCGUCCACCCCAUCCAUUUCCGGUCAAUCGAAGGAGGGAAAGCGAUCCCCCGAUAACCCAUCCCCGGCUGCCUACAUGGAGCGGAAAUCGAUGAAGCUGGGGGCGAUAGCGUUGGCUGGACGAUUGGCAGCAAUUGGGACGAGUCAUCAGCUACUGUGCCUGCUCGGCUGUCAACAAUCCGUCCUCGCCACCAUCUGCCAACUUCCGGCCUCUCAUUUUAAUUCCGGCUCGACUUCAUCGAUCGUUUUGCCGUCAAUCAUCCGCAUCGCACUGUAUUCAGCGCCGGCACUUGAUACUGUACGGCUACACCUCAAGGAUCAGCCCGUCGUCGCCUUCCUAAAGGAAGCCUGUGGAUCAUUGCCGCGUCUUCAGCCCCAAUUCUCGUUCCUCCAGGCGGCAUUACCAGUCUCAGAAUGGCCAUCCGCCCUCCGAUUCUUCGACCCGGACUCCAAAAUACCCUCCCAGCAA